AUGGCACCUGGAGCCGGAAAGACAAAGCAUAUGUCUAGAAAGUGCAACAAUUGCUACAUCAGCGGCGAUGAGAAGCAACUUUUCGCAUGCUCGAGGUGCAGGUCCCAGUACUACUGCUCGAAAGAGUGUCAAAAAGGCGACUGGAAGAACCACAAGACGAUAUGUCAGAACAACGGCUUGCUUGAGUCUCGUCUGAAAGAGCACGAGUCCACUGCGCUGGGCAUGAUGGACCGCCUGAUGCUCGUCGAUGGCAUUUCCAUGUACGAACUCGACCAGCGGCUCGAGAAGUGGGUCAAGUUCCACAAUUCCACCCUCAUGGCGGCCACAAUCCAAGCACUCCGCCUCCCUGUAGACAUCUCCCGCGCGCGCACUCACGUCCUCUACAUCCUACUCGAACCUCGCCCGGCAUCCGAGCAUAACGACCAGGCCGGCAAGUUCCUCCGCGCUCUGGAGGCGGAAGUCAUCGCGAUUGAAGACGCGAUGCGCAAGGAGAGCCCAUGGCCGGAGAGCCUCAUGCAGCUCAACGGUAUGGCAGACGACAUGGAGCGGUCGGGGCACGGGACCGUCGCCGCGGCGAUGAUUGAGUGCCCGCCGCUCGCGGUGCAGACAGUGCCGUUCGGGUCGAUGUCCCAGCGGGCGCUGAGAAGCGAGAUCCUGCGGGAUACAUGGAAAAGCUUCUUCAUGCAACAUAUCGAGCAAGGCGCGCGGCCGAAGCUGGUUCGAGCGAGGCCUGGAGGUCGUGGAUGAGAGAGGACGUGCAGCACAGUACCUAUCCACAUACUAGUCAGGAUGAAACGCGUUCUCACCAAGACAACGCAUAAUAUCACUCG
This is a messenger RNA of Dichomitus squalens LYAD-421 SS1, 830 nucleotides long. RefSeq lists its product as uncharacterized. Gene Ontology annotation, biological process: regulation of transcription by RNA polymerase II. Gene Ontology annotation, cellular component: nucleus. Bases 1 to 747 code for a protein of 248 amino acids. The record is from RefSeq and is a predicted model, not a curated record. NCBI's taxonomy places the organism in Eukaryota, Fungi, Basidiomycota, Agaricomycetes, Polyporales, Polyporaceae. The transcript is spliced from 4 exons. Gene Ontology annotation, molecular function: DNA-binding transcription factor activity, RNA polymerase II-specific.